AUGGACCUAAUCCCAAGCUUUUCCAUGGAAACCUGGGUUCUCCUGGCUACCAGCCUGGUGCUCCUUUAUCUAUAUGGGACCUAUACACAUGGACUUUUUAAGAAGCUGGGAAUUCCUGGGCCGACACCUCUACCUUUUUUGGGAACUGUUCUGGGCUACCUUAAGGGUUUCUGGGAUUUUGACAAGAAAUGUUUUAAAAAGUAUGGAAGUAUGUGGGGGAUUUAUGAUGGCCCACAGCCUGUGUUGGCCAUUACAGAUCCAGAUAUGAUCAAAACAGUACUAGUGAAAGAAUGUUAUUCUGUCUUCACAAACCGGCGGUCUCUUGGUCCAGUGGGAUUUAUGAAGAAUGCCAUCUCUCUGUCUGAGGAUGAGCAAUGGAAGAGAAUAAGAACAUUGCUGUCUCCAACCUUCACCAGUGGAAAGCUCAAGGAGAUGUUCCCCAUCAUUGGCCAGUAUGGAGAUGUGUUGGUGAGGAACCUGAGGAAGGAAACAGAGAAAGGAAAACCUGUCACCUUGAAAAACAUCUUUGGGGCCUACAGCAUGGAUGUGAUUACUAGCACAUCAUUUGGAGUGAAUAUCGAUUCCCUCAACAACCCACAAGAUCCCUUUGUGGAAAAUACCAAGAAGCUCUUAAGAUUUAAUUUCCUCAAUCCAUUCUUUCUCUCAAUAACACUCUUUCCAUUUCUUAAAGCAGUUUUUGAAGUAAUACACAUAUAUAUGUUUCCAAAACGUGUUACUGAUUUUUUCACAAAAUCUGUAAAAAGGAUGAAAGAAAGUCGCCUCAAAGAUAAACAAAAGCACCGAGUGGAUUUUCUUCAGCUGAUGAUUAACUCUCAGAAUUCCAAAGAAAUGGACACCCAUAAAGCUCUGUCUGAUCUGGAGCUUGUGGCCCAAUCUAUUAUCUUUAUUUUUGCUGGGUACGAGACCACUAGCACUUCUCUUUCUUUCCUUAUGUAUCUUUUGGCCACUCAUCCUGAUGUCCAGCAGAAGCUUCAGGAUGAGAUUGAUGUGACUUUCCCAAAUAAGGCCCUUCCCACCUAUGAUACCCUGUUACAGAUGGAGUAUCUUGACAUGGUGCUGAAUGAAUCUCUCAGAUUGUUCCCAAUUGCUGGUAGACUUGAGAGGGUCUGUAAGAAAGAUGUGGAAAUCAAUGGAGUGCUAAUUCCCAAAGGGACAGUGGUGAUGGUGCCAACCUUUAUUCUUCAUCGAGCCUCAGAGUUCUGGCCUGAGCCUGAGGAGUUCUGUCCUGAAAGGUUCAGUAAGAAUAACAAGGACAACAUAAAUCCUUAUAUAUACCUGCCCUUUGGAACUGGACCUCGAAACUGCAUUGGCAUGAGAUUUGCUAUCAUGAACAUGAAACUUGCUAUCGUCAGAGUGCUGCAGAACUUCUCCUUCAAACCUUGUAAAGAAACACAGAUCCCCCUGAAAAUAGGCAAUCAAGGACUUAUUCAACCACAGAAACCCAUUGUUCUAAAGGUUGAGUCCAGAGAUGGUACCUGGAAUGGAGCCUGA
This is a messenger RNA of Equus caballus (horse), 1512 nucleotides long. It is a transcript of the gene CYP3A94, whose product is annotated as cytochrome P450 family 3 subfamily A member 94. Gene Ontology annotation, molecular function: iron ion binding; heme binding; testosterone 6-beta-hydroxylase activity. The record is from RefSeq and is marked provisional. Gene Ontology annotation, biological process: steroid metabolic process; oxidative demethylation. Lineage: Eukaryota; Metazoa; Chordata; Mammalia; Perissodactyla; Equidae.